GUUGACAACUUCUUAGAGGGACUAUCGGUGUUUAACCGAUGGAAGUUUGAGGCAAUAACAGGCAUGGGUAAUCUUUUGAAACUUUAUCGUGCUGGGGAUAGAGCAUUGCAAUUAUCGCUCUUCAACGAGGAAUCCCUAGUAAGC
Entrophospora candida is the source of this 144-nucleotide messenger RNA. Lineage: Eukaryota; Fungi; Glomeromycota; Glomeromycetes; Entrophosporales; Entrophosporaceae. The record is from the annotation of a GenBank genome assembly.